Molecule: messenger RNA, 3531 nt
Organism: Mesocricetus auratus (golden hamster)
Lineage: Eukaryota; Metazoa; Chordata; Mammalia; Rodentia; Cricetidae
Gene: Rab31
Product: RAB31, member RAS oncogene family
Exons: 7
Coding region: 260-847 (195 amino acids)
Molecular function (GO): GTPase activity; GTP binding
Source: RefSeq, a predicted model, not a curated record
GUUGGGUGGCCCCUGGAGGCGGACGCCGACCGGACCCGGGCGGAGCCGAAGCCCGGCGGCUAGGCUAGACUCGACGCGCCGGGAGGAGCCGGCCGGCGGCACGUGACCGACCGCGGAGGCCGCGGCCCAGAAAUAGCCGCGGCGACAGUUCCGCCCCGCGGCGGGCGAGCCAGAGCCCUGGGAGACGGCAGGACGCAGGCUGGGCCCGGUGCGGCCCGGACGAUGCUGCUGAGCCCCGGCCCGGCCCGGCCCAGAGCACAUGAUGGCGAUACGGGAGCUCAAAGUGUGUCUUCUCGGGGACACGGGUGUCGGGAAAUCAAGCAUUGUGUGUCGGUUUGUCCAGGACCACUUUGACCACAACAUUAGCCCCACCAUUGGGGCAUCUUUUAUGACCAAAACUGUGCCUUGUGGAAAUGAACUUCACAAAUUCCUCAUCUGGGACACUGCUGGCCAGGAGCGGUUCCACUCGCUGGCGCCCAUGUACUACCGAGGAUCGGCCGCAGCCGUCAUAGUGUAUGACAUCACCAAGCAGGAUUCAUUUCACACCCUGAAAAAAUGGGUUAAGGAGCUGAAAGAGCACGGCCCAGAAAACAUUGUGAUGGCGAUCGCUGGGAAUAAGUGUGACCUCUCAGAUAUUAGGGAGGUGCCUCUGAAGGAUGCGAAGGAGUAUGCUGAAUCCAUAGGUGCCAUCGUGGUGGAGACAAGCGCGAAGAAUGCCAUUAAUAUCGAGGAGCUCUUUCAAGGAAUCAGCCGCCAGAUCCCACCGUUGGACCCCCAUGAGAAUGGAAACAGCGGAGGGAUCAGGCUCGGGACCCAGAGCUUGCAGGCCGGCCGGCGGUGCUGCUGACCUGAGGGCCUUGGCAUCCGGAGCACAAAGGGAGAAGCCGGAGCCCUCUCCAGGGAUGCUCACAGAAGGACCCUACCCUCGGGGACUGGGACUGCCUGCCUGCUGGAGAGAGAGUCAGCACCAUUGCACGCUGGGAGACCAGCAGGGUGCUGAGCUGACACGUUCCCUAAAAAGAGGGUACAGAAAACUCGGGAAAACUCACCUCACCACCGCAACAUGGCUUAUGAGACCACACGGCAGGGGGUUUACUUACUAGGCAAUAGGUGCAGUUGCCAUUUUUGUUAAAGAAAUUUCUAGAUUUGUUCACAAACCUUGGCGUGCUGCUCUCCCCUGACUUCCCAGUCACCUAGUUUAGAUUACAGUAACUUCUCUGGGCCCAGGGCCACCUUCUCUGGACAGCUCACCGAAAGACAAUAUAUAGAAGGUUGGCUUUUAGCUGGCUUUGGGAGAAAGCCUUUGUGGGUUUUCUGAGGGAAAUCAGAGAAGUACAGCUGGUCAUUUGAACUGAGAAUUGAUCUUCUGCAAAAGAGACAAAAGUUGUAUUAGAAUUUGCCAUCUGUGUGUCCUUUUUUAUGUAACUGAUGAACUUUUUUCUAAGGCAUAGUCAUACAUAAACCAGCCAAGUCAGAUUAGAGCUUGACGUAUCCUUUUGGGGAUGGGAGGCCCGGUUUAAAAAGAGUUAUGUAGUUGGUAUGUAAGCAGUGGUAGGUGGGGGAUAUAAAUAGCAUCCCCGGUACCACCCAGCUUGUGUCCUCUCCUCUGUAAUGAGUUUCUGCUCUUGGAGAUGAUUAAUCCACAGAACAUUGUUUUACUAGGAGACUAUGUUGUAGAGUCACGUCUAAGGGAAAAAUCUAAUCAGAGGAUGUUGAGUCUACAUUGUAGGGCAAACUUCUAUUAAUAGCAGCUAACCAUGGCUGUAGCAGGACAUCCAGAGGAAUGUUAUCACCUUAAAACUCUGCACCCCCUGAAGGUAUAAAAAUCAGAAUUACUUUAAUAGUAGCCAGCCUUGGAAAGAAAGGCCGUCAAGCAGACAGAGUCAGGUUCCUGUCACGGACAGUCAAGCAGACAGAGUCAGGUUCCUGUCACGGACAGGAACAUGUGUACAUCCAUGUGGGUUCUUCCUGCUUCUCCCAACUUGGGAGUUAAUUGAAUCUUAGAAUACGCAGGAUGGAAAAUCCUUGUCUUGAUUCAAGAGUGUCCCCCAGUGUCCCAUAACAGGCACCUCAAGCACUGUUAGCACAUGGCAUCUGUGUGUCAUGACAGGGCCUUCUCAAGGACGGUGAGUGCCUGUCCCAUGUUGCCAAUGUCACUGGCUGACAGGACCUCCAUGCUGACAAAGACGUUGGUCCACUCACUACAGGUCAAAGAAACAAAAAACUAAUCGGGUUGAAGCAGAAAUGGCCCCUCUCCAGGUAGUACCAAACUUAUGCUUGAACCUCCCCUGUUUUAGGGAACCUUCCUGAGGGGAGCUUGCAUUUGUCUAGCUGGCUGUCUAGAUUUCCAAGCUGAGACAGUACUUUCCCCAGAAGAGAAUGUCAUGGCUUUGGAUGGGGUUUGCAGUGACUCAAUUUUGCAUGCACUGUCUGGGCUUUCCCUGACGGAGGCGGGCCACUCUGGGUGUGUUGAGAAGCACAUGAGGGAACGGAACCUUGCUUUUCCUGGGCUGCCUUGCCAUUGGUGUCAAAGCCAGGCAGAGGGCAAGUCUACAUGUGUGUCCCCACCAUGAACAAAGACAGUAUGUGGCCUUGGGCACACAAAUAUUCAUGCCAUCUCGGGCCUUCUCUGCAGACAGAUGCUGUAGCCUUUGGUGCCUUUCUCCCCUUGGCUUGGGAUUACUUCCGGGCUGUUUUAUCAAUUGACCUUUAGUCACAGAAAAGCAUGUAAAGACCUAGAAAUUACAACUGUUCCAGAUAUAGGCUAUAUUUUCCUUAUCGUCGUUGCCAAAAUUCCCUUCCCAACCCUUCCCAACAUGCAGCAGGUUUGUCUAUGUGUAAAUAUAAUUGAUGUUGGCUACACCUACAUGUAAUCCAUUUCAGAGUGGCUGGGUUUGCCUCAUGACCUUGUGUCUGUGAGGCACGUGUUGUCAAAGGGAUUCUUUCCCAGUAGAAAUCCCUAAGGAUAGUGCUAGAGUUGCGUAAAUGUUUUACAUAGGUACAGAAUCGACUUGCCAUUUUUUUAGUAGAAAAUGGUACAUUAAGGUACUGACUAUGAUGUCACCGUGCAGACCAACCUGCAUUCUCGCCAACAGUAAGGGCUGUGCCCCAGUGGGAAUCCCGCUCUCUCCUGAGGGAGGUUGGGAGGAUUGAAACGCUCCCUCUGGCCUUAAGGACUGUGGUCUGUGUAGGCAUCCCUCCUUGCUCCUCUGCGGUGCUCAGGGCAGGGGGUAAGAAGCCAGCCUCAGCCAAGAGCUCUGGCUGUGUUCAGACCUGCUCAUGCCUUUCACCACCGUGUGACGCCCAGUGACCCGGCAGUCACGCCGUCACACCGACUGUCCCCCUUUCUGGUGUCUUUGUAAAGGGUUUCCGCUUGGGCUGGACCCAGGUUUUGCACCUAGACGACCCCCUCCCCAGACACCUAGAACCUUCCCAUCUCUCACCCCGCUCUAUGGCGAAGCAUUUCCCUAGUGCUCAUUUGUAUCCAUUGCUUUUGACUUUAACCCAUACUAAUAAAUAUUUUAAGUUUUA